Molecule: messenger RNA, 1992 nt
Organism: Saccoglossus kowalevskii
Lineage: Eukaryota; Metazoa; Hemichordata; Enteropneusta; Harrimaniidae
Product: EF-hand calcium-binding domain-containing protein 7-like
Biological process (GO): positive regulation of protein localization to ciliary membrane
Cellular component (GO): plasma membrane protein complex; ciliary membrane
Molecular function (GO): calcium ion binding
Source: RefSeq, a predicted model, not a curated record
CUGUUGAUAGUGUUGCUGCCCGCAAGAUUUAAUGUUCGGUUAUUGCUAAUGGUCAUUUAACUAAAAUCAGGAAUUCUUCUAUAUUGAAUAACAUUCACUGAAUAAUACGUGAAGCACCCUCGUCUAUUUCAAGUUGCGUCAACAGGAAAGCAGAACAAAAUGAGUGGUAGUCGCAGAAAGACCAGUAAAAGUUCAAUUGACAGCUCUAGCUAUAGGUCACCUGGAUCUGCCGGAUCACACAGAAGUAACGAUUCUGAACUAUUAAGUGAAUGUCAUUCAGUUUACACUAUAGUGUUUGACAGUGUAACCGAACCAAUCAGAUCAAAGGAAGAGUUGUCUCAAGUGCUAUACCAAGCAGGUCGUAAUCCCUCAAAUCGAACACUCAGCAAAUAUUGGUCUAGUGACACAAACCAACUGAGCUAUAAUGACUUUUGUGAUAUCAUGAGAAAAGAGAAGGCCACAUCAGAGGCGGAUUUGAUCAGAGCUUUUAAAAAGAUAGAUAUGAAUGGGGAUGGAUAUAUAUCUCAUGAUGAGUUGUAUAAAGUAAUGACUGAGAGGGGUGAAAAGAUGACCAAAGCCGAAGUACGAGCUAUGAUUGAUGAAGCCGAUGAUGAUGGCGAUAGAAGACUUGAUUACAAUGAGUUCAGUAAGAUGUUGAUGUCUACAUCAACUAAAGCCAAACAGAUUGCCAAAGAUAAAUUGGACAAGAUUGAGAAGUCUAAAAAAAGUAGCUUUGGACAUUCACUUGCUGAUAAUUCCCCUGUUCCGUCCCCAAGACCAGCAAAAAGAGCCGGUUUGCAAGACUCCAGUCACACACGAACAAAAACUGCCUUAUCGCAUCCCGCUAAUUCAAAAGCUGUUGAACCAAAGAGUUUAAGAAACUGGCAUCAUACUACUAGUAAAGGAAGUUUCCACUUUGACGAUGACGGUGCUAUUAUAAGUAAUCAGUAUCGAUUAGAUGUACCAAGUGCUACUAAUGUAUGGCUGACAAUACAUUCACGGAACCCUGUGGAUGCAGAUGGAGACAGCAUUGUUGGUAAACAUAUUGAUACAGCAUUAUUUAUAGUGAGGGAAGAUGAUGAUAACGAUUGUAUUGCUUAUACUCACACAAAACAUCACCAGAAUAACACUUUGCGAUGCGAUUUGAGAUCGGGAACCUAUCGACUCAUACCAUUCACUACGGGGUGUAGAUUCAAAAAAAGACGAUCAAACCACAAAAAAGAAGCUACACUUGUUAAAAAAGAAAAUGAUUCAUAUAUCUUAACAAAAGCGUUUAAAGAUACGCUGUCAAUUAUGUUUGAUAUGAUUGACUUGGACGGCAACGGGACUUUGAGCCGAGAAGAGUUUGAUUUCUUUCAAGUACGGACCAGUGGUGAACACUGUGACGAUGAUGCGUGGGAAGUCGUGGAAGAAAACUUUGAGUUAAAAAAUGGGGAAAUCACAAAGAAAGGAUUCUUUGAUCUGCAUCAAAUGGAGGCCAAUGACAGCGAUGGGGAUUUAGAAGAUCUUUGGGUUACCCUCAGCUCUAUGGGAUUUUCAAAAGAUUUAACUCUUGAUGAGGCAUCUUCCUUCCAAUUAGAUAUUUAUACAGAGGAUGCCAGGGUAAAGCUGAAAGCGUUGGAGGCAAGUGAAGGUGGGCAUGCAUUAGAAAAUGCCCUGUGUUCAACGUCUAUUAGAGAUGGAGUGGAAACAAGGAUUAAAGGAAUGAAAGAUCUUACUAUGUUCACUUACACAGGAGAUACUAGAGCUAGUAUUGUUUUAGACAACAAGUCCCACAGCAAAGUGAGAGUUCGACUGGACUGCCUGAAAAGCAAGAACUGUUGCAGUCACAGGGGAAAUUUGGACUACACAGUUGAUGUUCCAUCCAAAUCCAAAGUUGUGAGUUGUCAUACAUGUAGUUUUACACUAUUUUGCAACAGCUGUGGUUUUCACAAGAUAUCCACCUUGCCAAAAGCAGAACAUAUAUCAAGCUGCACAUCGAUUUGGUUCUGA